Messenger RNA from Vespula pensylvanica (western yellowjacket), 1405 nucleotides. RefSeq names its product pancreatic triacylglycerol lipase-like. Lineage: Eukaryota; Metazoa; Arthropoda; Insecta; Hymenoptera; Vespidae. Bases 436 to 1380 code for a protein of 314 amino acids. The transcript is spliced from 6 exons. The record is from RefSeq and is a predicted model, not a curated record. Gene Ontology annotation, biological process: lipid metabolic process. Gene Ontology annotation, molecular function: lipase activity.
CAUCAUUCGUAUCAUUCUUAUAUCGUUUGCAAUUUAUCAUUGUAUUUAACGUAUGUGUAUCAAAUGUUUAAUUAUUCAGUAAGAGAUUAUUCUUCAAGAAUAUCACCUUCUUUUCUAUUCAUAUUCUCUAAUGAUACCAGCUGUUAAAUAAUCUCGAAAAACUGGUAGACAUAUAUAUAUAUAUAGAAAUCAGAAAUCAGUCUGAAACCUGUAUUCUUUCGUUUGUGAUUAAAAUGCCUAAAGAAUUGUUAAUAAACUACUUGAUAGUAUUUCCGCUUGCAUGAUACGGUGUCAGAGAUAAAACCAAGAAGAAAGUGGGCCAGGAAAAAGUAUAUUAACAUUACACUGACAAUAUAAAUAAGGAUUUAUACAAGCCUUCUGAUCUUAAGUGGUUUGCGUGAAAGAUACGAUGGAUAUGGAGAAGAUUGGAUAUUUAUGCCGGAUGGGAAUGGUUUACCUCAAGUAGCAAUAUUAAAGUAUGAAGAUAGCAUAAGAGGUAUUCUUGAUAAUGAAAAGAUUUCUUAUAUCCUUUACACACGGUCUGGUCCAGAGAAUGGUACAAGACUUAUGAUUAAUGAUACUGCAGGACUUUUCGAUUCUGAUUUUAAAGCAUCACGAAAAACAAAGUUCAUAACACAUGGAUGGAAGUCCAGUUCUAUGAGCUCUGGUCUCAGGAACAUGAAAGAAGCCUACUUGCAACACGAUGAUUACAAUAUCAUUCUCGUUGACUGGGAACCUUUAGCUGCAAGUACUUUUUAUCUUGGUCCUAUGCAAAAUACUGUUCGUGUAGGAAAGGAUGCUGCCAAUUUCAUUGACUUUUUAGUCACAGAAACUGAUUUAACUGCUGAAGACGUACAUUUCCUUGGUCAUUCUCUGGGUGCACAUGUAGCUGGUAAUGCUGGAGAUGCAAUAACUUCUGGUAAAUUAGGCAGAAUUACUGGAUUGGAUCCAGCUUUGCCUGGAUUCCACAUGCUUGCUUCUGAUAAGACUCGUUUGGAUUUAACUGAUGCGAUAUUCGUUGACGUUAUUCAUUCUUGUGGUGGUAUUCUAGGUUAUCUUCAAUCUCUAGGUAAAGUUGACUUUUAUCCAAACGCAGGAACAGCUGUUCAACCUGGUUGUUGCUGUAUCCCAGAAGUCAUGGAAGCUUGCAGUCAUGGACGAUCCUACGUGUACUUUACAGAAAGUAUUAAUUCCAAAACUGGACUUCCUGCAGUAAAAUGUGAAAAUUGGGAUAGUUAUAUAAAUGGUGAUUGCAUUGAUUCUGGGAUAGUUUUAAUGGGAGAACAUGUAGAUAAAUCUGCUAGUGGAUCUUAUUUUCUUAGAACACGAUCUGAACCACCUUAUGCGUAUCUAUCAGAAAUAACCAACAAUGAUAUUUAAAUUCUAAUUUUGACAUAAUAAGAAA